Calidris pugnax (ruff) is the source of this 1411-nucleotide messenger RNA. It is a transcript of the gene NUP42, whose product is annotated as nucleoporin like 2. Gene Ontology annotation, cellular component: nuclear envelope. NCBI's taxonomy places the organism in Eukaryota, Metazoa, Chordata, Aves, Charadriiformes, Scolopacidae. Gene Ontology annotation, molecular function: metal ion binding; nuclear export signal receptor activity. The transcript is spliced from 8 exons. Bases 1 to 1305 code for a protein of 434 amino acids. The record is from RefSeq and is a predicted model, not a curated record.
AUGUACAUCCUCCAACUUCUGGAAGACUACACAAAUGAUGGCCGCUGCCGCUUCGGCGAGAGGUGCUGGAACGAGCAUCCCCGCGGCGGCGGCGGCGGGCGCUAUGGGGCCUCCGCGUCCCACUACCAAGGCAGUAGCAGAGGAGGAGGCAGUGGCGGCAGCGCAUGGGGUUCCACUAACCAGAGAUACACCAAUGUUAUCCAGCCAUCUACCUUUAAGUCUAAUACAUGGGGUGGCAGCAGAGAUCAAGGAAGAGGACUUUUUGGCUCCUCUGAUUUUGGAUCAUCAGGCGGCGGCAGCAGGAAUGCAGACUUUACGCAGAACAGAUUCUCUGCGUUAAUGAACAAUCAAAAUACUGCUGAUGGCUAUAAAGAUGAAGAGGAGAGACUUCUCGAAUGUGUAGUGAAAGACAUGGAAAUUUGGGAAACUUCAGGACAAUGGAUAUUUUCAUCUUAUUCCCCGAUGAAAGAAAAGCCGAAUGUCUCAGGCUUUGCAGAUUUCUCGCCAGAAGAGUUGCAUCUGGAGUAUUAUAACUGCAGAGCAAACAACGACAUUCAGAAUUAUAUAAAUUCUGUCCAACACUUAGCAAAUCAAUGGAAAAAUCGUCUGCUUCAGUUGAAAACUUUAAAUGCAUCGACAAAAGCAGCUUUGCUCUCUGAAUUAAAGAACGUGGUCACUCAACCGCCACCUGCCUUUGGAUUUGGAGGACAGCAAACAUCAAGCUUUGGGUUGUCAAGCUUUCCUGUGAACAGCAGCAGUAACAGUGCCAGCAGUUUCUCCUUUAAAACAAGUUCCAGUCUCACCAGUGCAUCAUCUGGAAACGCCCCUGCUUUUGGGAGCCCUUCUGCGGGUUGUAAUCGUCCUGCAUUUGGUGUGACGUCCUCUCCCAGUGUAUCCCAUUCUGUUGGUUUUGGCAGCCCGGCGGCUCCCUCCGCAGCCUCCUUCUCAUUUAAAACUUCAGAAACAGCUAGUGGUUUUGGAACUUCUGGGUUUUCAGGGUUUGGCAAUUCUUCUGCUGUGAACUCUUCAAGCACCACUCCGCCUACAGCCUUUGGAGCUUUUAAUGCACCAGUAGCAGCUUCUCCCUCCCAUUCAAGCAGUACUUUAUUUGGACAGACUGCCAGUGUCUCUGGGCAUAACAUAACGUCGGCGUCUUCUGGAUCCACAAACAAUACUACAUCAGAAAAGCUAUUUACACCAAAGAGCGAAUUAUCGGCUGAAGAGUUGAAACAAUUUGAAGCAAAAAAGUUUACAAUGGGAAAGAUUCCUCUUAAGCCACCACCAUUAGAACUGUUAAAUGUUUAGGACUUCUAAGUCUGUUCUGAAGUAACAUGGUUUUGUAACUUCUCUGAUACCUCAACUACUCAAUUUUCUGGUUGAGUAAUGAAAUAAAAUUCUUCCAUUGAGUUAA